Messenger RNA from Acomys russatus (golden spiny mouse), 399 nucleotides. RefSeq names its product 40S ribosomal protein S20-like. Gene Ontology annotation, molecular function: RNA binding; structural constituent of ribosome. Lineage: Eukaryota; Metazoa; Chordata; Mammalia; Rodentia; Muridae. The record is from RefSeq and is a predicted model, not a curated record. The transcript has 2 exons. Gene Ontology annotation, biological process: translation. Gene Ontology annotation, cellular component: ribosome; cytosolic small ribosomal subunit. Bases 1 to 399 code for a protein of 132 amino acids.
AUGCCAGCUCAUACAACAAGUCAGUCAGGAAGCCGCGCCACAGCCUUGGCCUUUAAAGAUAUCGGAAAGACGCCCGUGGAACCUGAGGUGUCCAUUCACCGAAUUCGAAUCACGCUCACCAGCCGCAACAUAAAGUCACUGGAGAAGGUGUUUGCCGACUUGAUCAGAAGCGCAAAGGAAAAGAAUCUGAAAGUGAAAGGACCGGUGCGCAUGCCUACCAAGACACUGAGAAUCACUACAAGAAAAACUCCUUGUAGUGAAGGUUCCAAGACUUGGGAUCGUUUCCAGAUGAGAGUCCACAAGCGACUCAUUGACUUACACAGUCCUUCUGAGAUUGUUAAGCAGAUUACUUCCAUCAGUAUUGAGCCAGGAGUGGAAGUUGAAGUCAUUGACGCCUAA